AUGUGCAAACUGCCUGGCCUGGAGCUGGGCACAGAGGGCAACUCCUGUCCUGGUGAACACACGGCCCCAAAGUCAGCGGUGCUGGGGCCUCUGCAGAGUCACGAUGAAGGCCGAGGCUCUGGAUGGGCUGCCAAGAGGACCCCACGGGGCUGGAAUCGAAGAACUCGAGAGAGCCCUGGGCAGGGGCUGGAGCCAGACAAGACCCAGCUGAGCCAGGACCUGGGCGGGAGCACCCUGGCCAUCGACACGCUGUCAGACAACAGGACCAGGGUGGUGGAGGACAACCACAGCUACUAUGUGUCCCGAAUCUAUGGCCCCAGCGAGCCCCGCAGCCGGGAACUGUGGGUGGAUGUGGCCGAGGCAAACCGGAGUCAAGUGAAGGUCCACCGAAUCCUUUCCAACACCCAUCGGCAGGCUGCGAGAGUGGUCUUGUCCUUUGAUUUCCCGUUCUACGGGCAUCCUCUGCGGCAGAUCACCAUAGCAACCGGAGGCUUCAUCUUCAUGGGGGACGUGAUCCACCGGAUGCUCACAGCUACUCAGUAUGUGGCCCCACUGAUGGCCAACUUCAACCCCGGCUACUCCGACAAUUCCACAGUCGCUUACUUUGACAACGGGACGGUUUUUGUUGUCCAGUGGGACCACGUCUACCUCCAAGGCCGGGAAGACAGGGGCAGUUUCACCUUCCAGGUGGCUCUGCACCGGGACGGCCGCAUCGUCUUCGGCUACAAAGAGAUCCCUAUGCCAGUCCCGGAAAUCAGCUCCUCCCAGCACCCUGUCAAAGCCGGCCUGUCAGAAGCCUUCAUGAUUCUCAAUUCAUCCCCGGAUGCGCCUGAAAGUCGGCGAAGGACCAUCUUCGAAUACCACCGUGUGGAGCUGGACCCGAGCAAGAUCAUCAGCAAGUCAGCCGUGGAGUUCACCCCAUUGCCAACCUGCCUGCAGCAUCAGAGCUGCGACGCCUGUGUGUCCUCGGACCUGACCUUCAACUGCAGCUGGUGCCAUGUCCUCCAGAGAUGUUCCAGUGGCUUUGACCGCUACCGCCAGGAAUGGCUGGCCUACGGCUGUGCUCAGGAGGCAGAAGGCAGGACGUGUGAGGACUUCCAGGACGAGGAUCACUUCUCAGCCUCCCCUGACAGCUCGUUGGGUCCCUUUGACAGAGACCUCACCACCACUUCCUCCUCCCUCUUUGCAGACAGCCUCACCACUGAAGAUGACACCAAGUUGAACCCCUACGCAGGAGGAGAGGGCCUUCAGAGCAACCUGUCCCCCAAGACCCCGGGCUCCCCUGUGCACCUGGGCACCAUUGUGGGCAUCGUGCUGGCGGCCCUCCUUGUGGCAGCUGUCCUCCUGGCUGGAAUUUACAUCAGCGGUCACCCCACCUCCAACGCUGCACUCUUCUUCAUCGAGCGGAGACCUCACCACUGGCCAGCCAUGAAGUUCCGCAACCACCCCAGCCACUCCACCUACACGGAGGUGGAGCCCUCGGGCCAUGAGAAGGAGGGCUUUGUGGAGGCCGAGCAGUGCUGAGAGUGACAGAGGUCCCCUCUGAAGGACAGGAAAGAAGACCCGGGCCUCCAAACAGAUGCAUCAAAGCAAAAUGGAGAAGCGAUUAUCCCUGGCCUCCUCCGAGCAUGCCCAGGCCAGGAAGAGGAGACGGUGGUUUUUGGUGCUAACACCAAAAACAGUGUAGUCAUCACACCCCACGUCCCCAAGAUGGGCAGAAAGGCAACCACGUGGGUCUUUUCAGGGAACAAUAACCUCAUGUGAACCCGUUUUGGUGUACAGGGUUCCCCCUUCCUGGUCUCUCUGUGGUCUAGCGUAUGGCUGUUCCAAAGCCCUCUCAGAUCUGAGGAUGGCCAAUGCCCUGCUCCUGGUCACCUGCGGCCCAGGCCUACGACACGAGCUGAUGAAGAUCUAGAUGGGGGCCCCUGCAACCCAGAGCCCGUGGACUGAAGAACUGGGUCUCAGGGCUGUAGAGUUGACAUAUUCAGCCCAGCUUCUGAGGCUUUGAAAGUUGGAAGGAGUUAGCCCAUUAAACACAGGUGCGGCUGCUCUCAGCCCUUAGGGCGUAUUGUCGUGGAGGAAAGCCAAAUGACAGGAGGGAAGAAACUCCUGGAGAAAUUGCAUUUUUAGGCUUGCCCUCUUGCCCUUCCUGCAGCUGUUCCUUCUGCAUUAAAAUGUGUGCAGCCUGCAUCGCAGGCUUCAACCCAACCUGCAGUCCAGCCUCCACGUGGCUGUAUACUGUCUGGGGCUCCCUACUCCGACGGCAUGUUUGGUGCCUGUUUGUCACGGGUCUCUUCUGCCGUCAGUGUCAGUAGGAACCUCCAAAGGUAGGGCUUGCCUGAUUAAUAGUUUUCCUCCUCUGAACUGGAUUUAUAGAGCCAUUAAAGACAAAUGAGGGGGAGCUCCUUGAGACAUACCCAGCAGGGAACUUCAGUUAGAAGCAAAGCCGAAAUGUGGGGCCAGAGGAAGCUGGCCUGAGAGCAGGAACUUUCUGCCCAAGACCUUGACCUGGAAAGUUGCCUCCUUGCCUCCAUCUCUGCUAGAAGUCUUUGGGGUGGGACCAGCAGUUGGCGUAAUGGCUAUGUCGCUGGACUCCCACGUAGACGA
Molecule: messenger RNA, 2607 nt
Organism: Tupaia belangeri chinensis (Chinese tree shrew)
Lineage: Eukaryota; Metazoa; Chordata; Mammalia; Scandentia; Tupaiidae
Gene: PLXDC1
Product: plexin domain containing 1
Exons: 14
Coding region: 1-1524 (507 amino acids)
Source: RefSeq, a predicted model, not a curated record